Molecule: messenger RNA, 652 nt
Organism: Cryptotermes secundus
Lineage: Eukaryota; Metazoa; Arthropoda; Insecta; Blattodea; Kalotermitidae
Product: astakine
Exons: 3
Coding region: 27-482 (151 amino acids)
Source: RefSeq, a predicted model, not a curated record
CACUCCACGCUGGAGGACGAAACGCAAUGCUUGUGUUUUGUUUAAAAGCUGCACUCCGCUCCGACGAGAAGCUGCUUUCACUGAUUGCUGUCAACUGCGACGCAGGUAUAAUGGAUCAAAGCAUGAUAGUAGCAGUAGCCUUGCUUUGCCUCGCCGCUACUUCUGUCGGCCUCCACGCCACACGCCGCCCUUCCUUCAUAGGAUGUGUGGAUUCCAGCGAAUGUAACGAGGAACAGUGUUGUGUUCUGGGUGGGGGCCGUUACAGCAGCCCGCAGUGCGUCAAUUUUGGUGGUAUCGGAGACUCCUGUCGCCCGUACGGCACAGAGCCUUUCAACACAACGGUGGGCUACCCCAAUGGCUACAGCGUCGCCCUCACCGACGUCUACUACGUCAUGUGCGUGUGCGCCAGUGGCCUGGUGUGUGAGCGGGGUUCCUCAACAUGUCAGGAACCUGAGGCUCUCACACAGAAUUCUGUGAACUAAGUAUCCGCACCCAGAAGACAAGACUCUCUGUGCAUGCAAGCUAAUAUCGAGGCGAUACAUUCUGAAUGUUGUUUAUGUGAAUUCAUUAACAGACUCACUCAUGGAGGUGAGCCCUUCUUGAGAAGCCGCCAACUGUGCAGCUACUCAAGUACUUCCCAGCAUUUUAUGGU